GUCAAACCCACUGCAAGUGGGGUAGAAUGCAAAAAGAAUGCAUAUGAAUCCCUUCAUGCAAACAAGGUCUAUGUAGUGAUGGGGUCGAUUGGUAGCAUUUCGUUUAUGACUGAGACUCUUGACAAAGACAUGGAACAGCACAAGAGGAAGAUGGCCAACAAGAAUCUGAUUGGGAUCGACAUGGAGGCAUAUCCCUUCAUGGCUUACUGCAGAGCUGCUUUUCCUAAGUCUAUGCCUGUGGUGAUAAAAGGCAUCUCCGACUAUGGAAAUGCAGAAAAAUACGAAUACUAUCAGACAUAUGCUGCCUCGACAGCAGCUGCAUUUCUGAGGAAUCUACUAGGAUCAAAACAAUUUUGUUAUUUAAUGUCUUGUAAAUAUGGAUGGUCGACUUGCCUUGAGACUGUAGAUGAGGUUGCAAAUGCUAAUGAAGAUGACCGAACGUCAGAUGGGACAAUGGUAGUUGCAAGUGAACGUUGGAGUCCUGUUUCAUCUCAUACAAUGGGGACAAUCAACGAAUUGAGAUCGGAGCCAACAGUUACACAAAGUAACUUAGCAGAGAAAGUCAAAACAUUGGAAGCUCAAGUGGAUCAAUUACAAAGAGAGAAAACAGCAGCUGUCGAGAAAGAAAGGAAACGAGCGGAUGCUCAAAUGCGAUUGAUAACUCUGGCAUUACUAUGGGACAGAAGACAGCGUGUUGGUGACAGCCAGGUCGAUGACAGUUUGCCAUCUUGGAAACAGUGGUAUGCAGGCAUACCUCGAUCCAAUAGUGCAUUAUACGGCAGAAUGGGAGAGAUCAAAGGCAGACUUGUUGUAGGACAUGAAGAUGGUAAGAUGCAUAUUCUCACUGAGAAACGUGAUAAAUGGACCAAAUAUGAUCGAAAGAAUGGUUCCAUCAAGCAUGUAUUGUGUCACAAAGAUGUCUGCCUGUUGUGUGUGAAAAAAGAUACAGAAACUCAUCAAGUUGUGAUCGAACAAUAUCAAUUGAAUGAAAACAAAUCGCGAUUCCUCACUGUUAUACCAAACGAAUUGCAGUUGUAUAAUGUAUCUGUUGCUCUUUCUGAAAAUUCACUGUAUGUGGUGGGUGGUAGGACUAAGUCAGGUGAGACAGUAAACACAUCACGUGUGUGUGACCUUACCAGUGGUCAUUGGUCUGAGAUGGAUGACAUACCAACAAAACGCUAUGCGUGUUCUUCGGCCAUUAUAAACAACACAUUGUUUGUAGGGGGAGGACUCACCGAUUGCAAUAACUACAGUAGUGUCGUUGAGUGUGCAGAUGUUCGUGACAGAAAAUGGAGAAAAAUCCCGUCUACAACCAACCGUCUUUCUACAUUGACAGCAGUUGGCGACACACUGGUGGCGACUGGAGGACUGCUACAUCAAUCGUUUGAUUCUGACAUUGUCGAAUUGUAUGACGAGAGAUUUACCAAAUGGCUUCCUCUUCCACGCAUGACACACACACGGUUCCUACAUAGCGCAUGCUCAACUGAGAAUGGAGAACUCAUCGUGGCAGGAGGAUGGUGGAAUGUAAAGUCCAUAGAGAGUAUAAAGUGUUAAUAACAUAUUUUUUAUAAUAUUUUACUAUGCAAUUUAAUUAUGUCAGUAUUUGUUGUUGAUAAAUACGUGCGUAUUUGAACUUUACUUUUUGAUCAACUGG
Molecule: messenger RNA, 1654 nt
Organism: Corticium candelabrum
Lineage: Eukaryota; Metazoa; Porifera; Homoscleromorpha; Homosclerophorida; Plakinidae
Exons: 5
Coding region: 79-1554 (491 amino acids)
Biological process (GO): nucleoside metabolic process
Molecular function (GO): protein binding; catalytic activity
Source: RefSeq, a predicted model, not a curated record